GUCACAUGCAGAGCAUGAUCAGUCAUGUGUGUUGUACACAUACACGUACCAGACAGUAAGAGAUCUCUGAUUACUAAAUACUUGAUAUAAAGAACAACCAUGGAUCCCCGUUCUAGUGCCCAGGAUGUACACCGAUGUGACCUUUGUGAGACCGCCAUAGUACACAGCUAUUGUGACUUAUGCCAUGUCAAUCUCUGCGUACCUUGUAUAGGCAAACAUAUCUUAGAUGGAUAUGACAAACAUAAAAUUGUUCAAUUCCAGGAACGAAGAUCUACUCUUAUUUAUCCAAAAUGUAGGACACAUCCACAUAAAAUCUGUGAAUCCCAAUGCAUGGAUUGCAACAACAUCUUUGUUUGUUCCUCCUGCAUGGCCUCUGAACAACAUGGAAGACAUAAAUUUAAAGAAAUAACAGAAGUAUACAAAACUAAGAAAGAAGUUAUCAAAAUGGAUACAGAAGAGUUAGUUAAUAAUAUUUCCCCUACAUAUGAAAAAAUAACACUUGACUUAGAAAAUCAGCUUGCCAACCUGGAUGGAGGAUAUGAGAAACUUACAACAACAAUUUCAAAACAAGGAGAGCAAUGGCAUAGAGAAAUCGACAUCACCAUCAACAAAAUGAAAACUGAAAUCAGCGAGAUAAAAGUAAAACACAGAGAUAUUCUACAGAAACAUUUGGAUGAAAUUAAACAGAUACAGUCCCUCAUAAAACAAACAUUACAGGCCUUAAAAGAAAUUGAGAAAUCUACUGAAGUAUCUUCUACCAUUGAAUACAGCUCUAAGAUCACAGAAUUCAGCAAAUUUCCACCGAAAGUUCAGGUAUUACUGCCAACAUUCACUCCAAACCCAAUAGACAGUGAGAAGCUGUAUAGGAUGUUUGGACAAAUCACCCCAUUAUCUACUGAUACAGGAGAAAAUAUUGUGUCACUAAACCGACCCAACACUUCAUUCAGAGAACUACUGAAUGAACCGGAGCUUGUUGCCACAAUACAGACUGGGCAUAAAAAUCUUCGCAGUGUUACCUGUCUGAAUGAAGACAGGAUCUGGACGAGUGGGGAGACCGAUGAUGUCAAAUGCUUUAACAUUAAAGGUUUACUCCUCCAGACAAUCAAGACAAAAUCAUGGAAUUGGCAAAAUGAUAUAGCUGUUGACAGUGAUGGUGAUUUACUGUACUCUAAUUGGUUUACAAUGACAGUAUAUAAAGUAAAGAACGGACAAACAGAAGAGUUGAUCAGAUUACAGGGAUGGAGGCCUAGACACCUGUGUGUCACCUCUAAUGGUGAUCUCCUGGUUACCAUGUACAGUGUUGAUUACUAUCAAUCCAAAGUUGCCCGUUACUCAGGGUCUACAGAAAAACAAACAGUUGAAUUUGAUGAUGAAGGUAAACGUCUGUACGCAGGGAAUGAUAAUACUAAAUACAUCACAGAGAACAGAAACCACGACAUUUGUGUAGCUGACCAUGAGGCUGGUGCAGUAGUGGUGGUUAAUUGGGACGGGAAACUCAGAUGGAGAUACACCGGUCAUCCCUCAGUUACUAAGAAAACACCAUUUAAACCCUAUGGCAUCACUACAGACAGUCAGAGUCGUAUCCUAACAGUAGACGGUUACAACCAUUGUAUCCAUAUUCUGGAUCAGGACGGACAGUUUCUCCGUUACAUUGAUAACUGUGAUCUGAAGAGUCCUACUGGUGUAUGUGUGGACAAUAAUGACAAUCUGUAUGUGUGUGAGUACUGCAAAGGCAAACAUGAAAGACAUAAAUUUAAAGAAAUAACAGAAGUAUACAAUACUAAGAAAGAAGUUAUCAAAAAAGAUACAGAAGAGUUAGUAAAUAAAAUUUCCCCUGCAUAUAAAAAAAUCACGCUUGACUUAGAAAAUCAGCUGGCCAUCCUGGAUGGAGGUUAUGAGAAACUAACCACAACAUUGUCCAAACAAGGAGAGCAAUGCCACAGAGAAAUCGACAUCGUUAUCAACAAAAUGAUAACUGAAAUUAGCGAGAUAAAAGUGAAACACAGAAACAUUUUACAGAAACAUUUGGAUGAAAUUAAACAGAUACAGUCUUUCAUAAAACAAACAUUGCUGGUCUUAAGGGAAAUUGAGAAAUCUACUGAGGUAUCUUCCACCAUUGAAUACAGCUCUAAGAUCACAGAAUUCAGCAAAGUUCCACCGAAGGUUCAAGUAUUACUGCCAACAUUCAUUCCAAAACCAAUAGACCGCAAGGAGCUGUAUAGGAUGUUUGGACAGAUCACUCCAUUAUCUACUGCUACAAAAGAAAAUGCCUUGUCACUGAACCAACCCAAAACUUCAUUCAAAGAACUACUGGAUGAGCCGGAGCUUGUUGCCAUAAUACAGACUGGAUAUAAAGAUUUACGCUGUGUUACCUGUCUGAAUGAAGACAAGAUCUGGACGAGUGGGGAGACCAAUGAUAUCAAAUGCUUCAACAUUAAAGGUUCACUCUUCCAGACAAUCAAGACAAAAUCAGGGAAUUGGCGCAAUGAUAUAGCUGUAGACAGUGAUGGAGAUCUACUGUACUCUGAUUGCGAAACUAAGACAGUGAACAUAGUAAAGAAUGGACAGAUUGAGGAGUUGAUAAGAUCAAAGGGAUGGAAGCCUGUCAACAUGUGUAUCACCUCUGCUGGUGAUCUCCUGGUUACCAUGUAUAGUGAUAAUAUAUCUCAAUCCAAGGUUGUCCGUUACUCGGGAUCUACAGAAAAACAAACAAUUCAAUUUGAUGAAGAAGGCAAACCUUUGUACUCAGGAAAUAGUGCAAUUAAAUAUAUUACCGAUAACAGAAACCAUGACAUCUGUGUAGCUGACUGGGAGGCUGGUGUAGUAGUGGUGGUCAAUCAGGACGGGAAACUCAGAUGGAGAUACACUGGUCAUCCCUCAGCUACCAAGAUCAAACCAUUUAGACCCCGUGGUAUCACAACAGACAGUCAGAGUCGUAUCCUGACAGCAGAUUGUAGGAACCAUUGUAUCCAUAUAGUGGACCAGAUUGGACAGUUUCUACGUAACAUAGAUAACUGCGAUCUAAAGAAUCCUUUUGGUUUAUGUCUGGACAAUAAUAACAAUCUGUUUGUGUGUGAGUUUAACAAAGGCAAUGUAAAGAAAAUCAAAUAUUUAAGGAAGACUUAAUUUACAUUUGUAAAAAUGUGCUUGUAAAUUAAACAAGUGACUUUUUUCUGUGUAUGAAAUUGAGUUUU
Magallana angulata is the source of this 3194-nucleotide messenger RNA. RefSeq lists its product as uncharacterized. Bases 100 to 3126 code for a protein of 1008 amino acids. Lineage: Eukaryota; Metazoa; Mollusca; Bivalvia; Ostreida; Ostreidae. Gene Ontology annotation, biological process: protein polyubiquitination; negative regulation of translation; proteasome-mediated ubiquitin-dependent protein catabolic process. Gene Ontology annotation, molecular function: zinc ion binding; ubiquitin protein ligase activity; translation repressor activity. The transcript is spliced from 3 exons. The record is from RefSeq and is a predicted model, not a curated record.